AUGUGCUGCGCUCUGCUCGCUCUGCUUUCUCUCUCUCUGUAGGACCAGGACCAGAGCUAUCGUGGAACUUCAAGGAAAGAAAGAGUCUAAAACUGCAUCUGUGGGCAUCUUCCUACCUUAAACUGCACCGCCCCGCUGGUGAGCUUGAUGCAUAUGGUCACCAUGCCAUUCUGAUGAAACCUAUGGUAACUGUGGACAAGAGCUUCAUUUGCGACAGCUGCGUUUCCAGAGAGAAUCUCAUUCUUGGUUCUGCACAGCCUCUUUUAAGAUGGAUUCUCUCAUAACUGGAUACUGACGCUUCCUCUCAAUUGUACACACCAGUUUUUGUGGCUAACAGCUCCUGCUUCCUCAUUACCUUUUCCUUUGUGAGACUCUAUCACAAUGGUGGCUGAGACUGACACAGUGUCCCAGUCCAGUGGAGUUCGACUGAAACAGGAGAUCUCUUUGCUACAUGGGGUCUGCCUUAUUGUCGGAAAUAUGAUCGGCUCCGGCAUCUUCAUCUCGCCCAAGGGAGUUUUGAUGUACACCGGUUCUUAUGGUCUGUCCCUUAUUGUCUGGGCUGUUGGAGGGAUAUUCUCUGUUUUUGGUGCGCUGUGCUAUGCUGAGCUAGGGACAACAAUCCGGAAAUCUGGAGCUUCUUAUGCCUACAUUCUAGAAACCUUUGGUGGUUUCUUGGCAUUUAUUCGGUUAUGGACCUCUCUGCUAAUAGUGGAGCCAGCGAGUCAGGCAGUGAUAGCCUUGACUUUCUCCACAUACCUGGUGCAGCCCUUCUACCCGACCUGUGUGGCCCCAUACGCAGCAGUGCGGCUCAUAGCUGCGGCUAUCAUCUGUCUGUUGACGGCUGUGAACUGUUGGAAGGUCAAAUGGGGAGCAAUUCUACAGGUCGUCUCCACAUUUGCCAAAGUACUUGCUCUUAUCGUUGUCAUCAUUACUGGCCUUGUCAAACUUGCACAAGGAUUUGACCAGAACUUUGAGGACUCAUUCCAAGGCUCCAGAAUGAACCCUGGUGACAUGGCUUUGGCUUUGUACUGCUCGUACUCGGGCUGGGACACGCUCAACUUUAUCACAGAGGAGAUCAAGAACCCAGAGAGAAAUCUCCCCUUGUCCAUUGCAAUCUCCAUGCCAUUAGUGACAGUGAUUUACAUUUUAACCAACAUUGCCUACUAUGUUGUACUGGAUGGGGACAGUGUCCUCAACAGUGACGCUGUGGCUGUGACUUUUGCAGAUGAGGUGUUGGGGUGGGGUCGUUGGCUCAUCCCCCUGUCGGUGGCCAUUUCCUGCUAUGGUGGGCUCAACUCCUCCAUCAUUGCUGCUUCUAGGUUGUUCUUUGUUGGCUCCAGAGAAGGUCACUUGCCAAACGCACUCUGUAUGAUUCAUGUUACGUGUUUCACUCCAAUCCCUGCUUUACUCUUCAAUGGUGCCAUGUCACUGAUUUUCCUGUCUGUUCCGGAUGUUUUUCAAUUAAUCAACUAUUUCAGCUUUAACUAUUGGUUGUUCAUUGGCAUGUCAAUAGGCAGUCUUAUCUACCUUCGCAUCAAAGCACCAGAUAUGCACCGGCCAGUUAAGCUGUCCCUGUUCUUUCCAGUGGUCUACUGUCUGUGCAGUGUAUUCCUGGUGGUGAUGCCUCUUUACAGUGAUACUAUCAACUCUCUGGUGGGAAUAGCUGUGGCUCUGUCUGGUGCUCCGGUCUAUUUCAUCUGUGUCCACGUGCCUCCCAGCUCCAGGCCAGCUUUCCUCGCCAAGACCCUGAAUAAGGUUUCUCUGUACACCCAGAAGCUGUGCUUUUGUUGCAUGACGUCUCCUGAUAUCGACUUGGACAAUUUAGAACUCGAGAAGAUGGAGUGAAACAUCAACAAAGCACUUACAAUGGUGUGGGGGAGCAGACAAUGGGGACCAUGCAUUGACAAUCCAGGUCUUUAAUAUGAAGGCAAAAUGCUGUCAGAAUUGCUCCGUCAAGCUGUUCGACCUUUUUAACACAAAUGAGCCGCAUGAAUAAUGCAGUAGGAUUCACAGUACUAGUUCCAAGCACAGCACAUUUUCAAAGUUACAUGUGCCACUUCAAGUUUCACUAUAAGCUAACCCAAAGCCUUAGGUUUACACUGCAACACACACACCUUCUGAAAACAUGUGAGCCAUGUGACCGGCUUUGUACAGAACGGUUGUAACUUGUUCAGUACAUGCCUGUGCCGUUUCUCUUGUGAACGUGUGCAUAUUAAACACAAACUGUAACUUCGUACAGUGGUAGAGACAGAGGACUUGGAGAACUUGCCAUUAAGAGUUUGACACUUGAACAGGCCUUUUGCACAUCAUACAUUUCCUUGUUUGUUUUAUGUCUCCAGACUCCACAGAGGUGUGUUUGUAGAAUUCUCAGUUUCAUUUAUUUGGAAUAGUUUACAAAAGUGCUUAUAUAUUUGUGCUUGAAUGUAAUAUGUAAGAAUUCAACAGAAGUGGUUCCACAAUGUGCGUUGUGCUUUCACAAGCUAUCUCUAUUUAUGGCACCACCUAGUGGUCACUAAAUAUAUUUUGCGACAAAAGCUUUAUUCAUGUGGUUGCUAGUUCCAAGUUAUUGGUUUUAAUACUCCUAGCUUUACUUUUGCCAAUACAAAACUUGCUUACUUUAUAACUCCUGUUUUUACCUCAGAAUCUCUCAGACUCACGUUAUAAAAUAUUUAUAGUUUUUAUUUAUGUGAGUAGCUUAGUAAUGCAAUGUAUUGGUGUUAAAAUCUUAACUCAUGUGAACUCAAAUUAUUUUACUACCAAAGCCUUGACUUAGGUGUGUACGAGUGUGAGCUUGUAGCAUUUCUUAAAACCGCAUAGUUACUGUGGCAGCAGAUGAAGCUGUUCAUUUCAAUGAAGUUUAUUGUACAGGUAAAAUACUCAGACAUUGGUGUUGUGCGUCAUAGUGCCUUUGAUUAAAAGUAGGUUAUAUUUUUAUAUCAGAACAUACUUAACAAAUGUUGAUGAACACUUAUAAUUGUUGUUGAAUGUGUUUCCUGUCAAUAGUUACAAACAGCAAUUAUAAACAGAUUGUGUACUCCAGUGUCCGUACUUGGAUUUCUGUCUGCGCCAGCCAAAAGAGGCACUUCAAUUCUGUGUGUACCUCCUGGACCAAGUUCAUGGCCCACAUCAUUUCUGUUAUAAAUGACUAUGAAGUUGGAUGUAUCAGUAGGCAUUUACUGUGUGUGACAAAUGUAUGUUUUGCCAAUUGAUACUUUGUGUUCCAAUAAACACUGUGCAGGUCAAUAA
Boleophthalmus pectinirostris (great blue-spotted mudskipper) is the source of this 3246-nucleotide messenger RNA. Its product is annotated as Y+L amino acid transporter 2-like. The record is from RefSeq and is a predicted model, not a curated record. Gene Ontology annotation, biological process: amino acid transmembrane transport. Gene Ontology annotation, molecular function: L-amino acid transmembrane transporter activity; basic amino acid transmembrane transporter activity. Gene Ontology annotation, cellular component: membrane. NCBI's taxonomy places the organism in Eukaryota, Metazoa, Chordata, Actinopteri, Gobiiformes, Gobiidae.